Schizophyllum commune H4-8 is the source of this 3393-nucleotide messenger RNA. RefSeq lists its product as uncharacterized. Lineage: Eukaryota; Fungi; Basidiomycota; Agaricomycetes; Agaricales; Schizophyllaceae. The transcript is spliced from 5 exons. Bases 1 to 3393 code for a protein of 1130 amino acids. The record is from RefSeq and is a predicted model, not a curated record.
AUGACCCUUCAAGCUCGACGCUUCUCUAUUCAGUAUGCCUGGCCAGAGGGUGUAUCUCUCUUCACCAGAAUGGAGGCCUCAAGACCCACGGAAGGUCCCUACCUUCGCAUCCCUUACUUGCCAAACCUAAGCAUGUCUACAUCCUCCGAAGACUCAGACGUCCCUGCAGACCGGACGGCUUUCGUGGCCGACUGGCUCGCAGCGCAGCCGGGCGUUUCUGGCGCAUCCGUCACCCGCGAGCCUCGCAUGGCCUCUCGGGACAAAGUGACCUCGGAUGCCAGGCCGCAGCCCUCGCAAACGUCCCUCAAAAUCGCUGUCUUUAUCUGUUGGCUGGCCGACUGUGUUACUCUGGGCAUGUUCGGGUUAGGGCCGCUGCGAUCUCCUGACAGUUUCCAGUGCCUCAGGUUGGUAGAGGAAGAGCACGUUCUGAUGCCAGGCGACUUUGAGGCUCAGUCUCACAACCGGGUCAGGUUCCUUCAAGCGCCUGCGGUGAGGAUCAUCAGCCCGGCGCCAUCUGUUGAGGAGCUUUCUCAGCCAGAUGCGGGCGGCGAGGUAUACCCAGAGUCUGACACUGUCUCGUCCGAUCGCCAGGACCUUGUUCCACAGUCUGGACCUUGUCCGCCGCCGCAUCCUCGUGCAGAAGCCAGUAGCAAAUCGAUGAAAGGCGCUCAUUCACCACGACCAGCACUCCAUCCGGCGACCGCGCUUCUUCCUGUGCCACGAUCCUUCAGCCCUUCGAUUCCAUCGACGCCGCAUAUAGCGCAUUCUUUGACCCCUCAUAGUCCAGAGUCAGAUCUCAUCAUUGAGCACGCGAUCUUGCGCUCCUCCCGGACCCCAUUGCUGAGCAUCGUGCAUCUGGACGCGAAUGAUUGGUAUCGUGCGGAAGGCCUCACAACACUACAUGUGUCCAUGAUGAUGAAAUUUCUCUCCGACGGCCCACCCGGCCUUCUCUGCGUGAGAAUGCGAGUUCAACACGACUCGCACAAGAAGGUGGACGAUGUGUAUCUCUACGCCAACAUGCUGUGGAACGACGCCUGGAAGGGCUUUGAGAGAUGGUGCCGUGGUCUUGCCGAGGAGAGGGCCGCGAACGAUUUUGUGCGACGUAUUCUUACUCGAGCUGCCGCGUUGUCGACGAUGGGCGAUGGGCAGGAAGUCAAGAAAUUCUCUGCCUUAGUUGAGUGGGCUGUAUACCGCGAUGGGGGAAAUAUUGGCUCGACUGGUACAAAAGUCACCGAGAUCCAGUUUCCUUCCACCACGGGCACGCCUCGCGCGCCAUCCGAUGGUGCAGCCGAUGGAGCUGGACAGUUCACACCUGUGGACAGACGCGCAUCUACUGGUCGGCCCACGUCGGGCCCUGCGGUUACAGAGAUCGAAUUUCCUUCGAGCGAACCGCAGUCGUCGGCUUCCCGAGUCCUUCGCGUGGUCGUGGCACGCAGCGUUCUUCUCAAGCGCUCACCGAAGCAGCUGUCCGUCGCAUGUCUGGGUCACUUCCUUCUCGUUCAUGGACUCCCCGAGAUGGGGUGGAUCGCAGGUCAAACGACGUGGUUCCGACGCCAUAUGGCGAACCUGCUUUACCUCUCGGUCAUGCCAGUGAGGACAGGGGACCUCAUGACUCUGUACCUGCGGGACGGCAGCCGCCAUAUCCUUGUCACGGACACGGGUCUCAAUAGUCGUGAAGACAGGCAAAUGUCCGUUGGACUUGCACCAGGGCCCGGAAUUGUGUAUGUCCAGAACUACGGAGACCGAGAACGUACACGCAAGGAUUCCUCGGAUUUCAUCGGUAGCAUUGCCCGUGUUUUCCGCGGGAAGUCCCAUAAAACACGUCUGCGCAGGACGUCGGAGACAUGUCCUGUGCCUGCUCAUCGUCGCUCAAUGUCUACUCCGACUCUUCCUCCAGUACGAUACCCUCAUAAUGGGGCGCCUCCGCCAAUUCCGUAUGCGCUUAAAAGCGUUCGCUGUGGCCGAUCCGGCGAUAAUGGUCGCUGCUAUGAGCAGCAGAGCCAUAACCACCGACAAGGCACGUACGCGUCCUCUGACCAGCCGAAGAACGCUCGCAGCGAGAGCCAGGCUACUACGACGUCUCGCGCCUCACAGGACAGAAGCAGAUACGAAGAGCAGGCUCAGAAGCCUAUGCGAAACCCUUCACUAUCGCAGUAUGGUCAUUCCGGUUCACCCUUAUACUCACGCCGACGGUCCAGCUUCUUCGGACGCAUGUUCGGACAGCGAGCGCGCCCAAAUAGCGUCAGUUCGACGCGCCCCACUGAAGAACUCCACGAGACGCCCUCUUGGCACGAUGACUCGGGCCUGGGUUCAACUAUCCCAACGCGAUGGGGGCCGUACCCUCUCAGAGAUUCGGGCGUGGCAUACGAUACCAAGAACACCAUCUACCACUCCGCCUCCGAGAUCCCCUCGACCCCUCAGCAGGUGCCGCUGAUCACGCUCACGCCCGCGAGCGGUAAGACGCCGUCAGAGCCACCCUCGACAGACUCGUCGCUUCUCUCCCGGUGGCACAGACCCGCGCGGCGCGUAGAGGACGUUCAGGAGCGCGCACAGACAUCUCGGCCACUUGUCGUUUGUGGACAGCUCAACCCGUACUCGCGACAAUGGCCCGCAGCCCAGACGCCCCUGGCUCAGACGCUUGGCCUGACGCCGGAGCCGAGUCCCUCUACUCCUCGCUCUCCUCAGCCGGAAUGGGCCCAGCGACCUCAGGGAACGCCCUAUCCGGGAAAUGCACAAGUGCCAGCAAGCGAGUCGUCGUCGUCGUCGUAUCCUUCGUGCAACGGGGAUGCUGGUCUUCCCUCUCCCUCUCCCUCUCCCUUCCCCGUUCCACCUGCUCCUCUCUUACACAUUGAUACUGGCAGUACGAUGGCGCAAGGCCCAGUCCCUCAGACAUCCCCCUCGGAAGAGCCGAUUCUGACUGCUGAUGAGAGGAGCGCCGUUCCGCUGCGCUCGCCGAUGACGCUGAUUGGGCAGCUGCAGAGCGCACUGCAGGACGUGAGCCGUCAUGCUGCUGCUCAGCAUCAGCACCAGACGGGAAAUGGUACCCACGUCGUGCGUGUCGAUACCGCGACGGACGCGACCGAGGGCCCGCGCUCGCAUAUCUUGAGCUCGGAUGCCGAGCCGUCGUCGAUAUACGAGUCUCGAGGUACGACGACCGCGACGAUGACGGUCUCGUCUGCGCCUACCGCCAGCCGCAAGUCCGAGGUGGAGGUGGUGGAAGUUCUUGCCGUGCAAAAGGAGCAGGCGCGUCGUGUCCUUGAUUUCCUGUUCUUUUGGUUCUUCCUGUGUUUUGUGAUGAUGUUCACGUUGAUUUGGCCGCUUGCGGAAAAGCUGCACGCUCAAAUGGAAGUAGACGCCGAUCCCGGACUUGCUGACGAUGUGUUGUAUCUGUAG